This is a messenger RNA of Entamoeba invadens IP1, 1758 nucleotides long. RefSeq lists its product as hypothetical. Bases 1 to 1758 code for a protein of 585 amino acids. The record is from RefSeq and is a predicted model, not a curated record. Lineage: Eukaryota; Evosea; Mastigamoebida; Endamoebidae. The transcript has a single exon.
AUGCCAGUUGAAAACAAAGAUUACUUUAUUUAUAAUAAUAAUGGAACAUUUUAUCUCUCUUCAUUAAAUAACUGUAAAGUACCAACUGCUUCUGAUGGAGCUUCUUGGAACGCAAAAAGAUCAAUUUUUUCUGGUAAUUUGACACCACUUGAUAAUUCAGGAGCGUCUGGGAAAGUUUAUUUACCCGCUGAAAAGACUAUUUAUAGAGGAUUUAUGUAUAAUGCAUAUUCCGCAUCGAAUGACGUUAAUAACAAAGUGUUUGGAUAUAACGACGACCGUAUAGAUAAUUGGGAAGGUGUAAAAGGGAUGUGGGCAAAGGGCUUUUUCAUGUUUCAGUGGGCGGACAAUUCACUUCCGAUUGCUUCAAUUGACAAAACAAAACGAGUAAUAAAUUUAGAGUGGCCAGCAAGUUAUGGAAUUGGAAAUCAGACGUACUUUUUUGUAUAUAAUUUGAUUGAAGAACUGGAUGAAGAAGGGGAAUACUAUAUCGACAGAGAUGAGCGAAAGGUUUAUGCCAUUUUCCAUAAAACACCAAAAGAGAUUUGGAUCACGCAUUCAACAAGUGUGGUGUUAAAUAUCGACCACGUUAACAAUAUAAAAAUAGAAAAUUUGGACUUUAAAUAUAACCCAGAUAACUUUAUAACUAUUAUUGGCGACCAAAUAACAAUCAAAGAGUGUUCGUUCUACCAUACAGGGAAAGCUGGAGCUCUAAUUACUGGUAAUAUGUCUAAUUUUGUUCAGAACAAAGUUGUUGAUGUUGGAACCAAAGGUGUUGUAAUGACAUGUGGAGACCGAGUCAAUUUACUGAAUGGAAGUUGUUCAGUGAGUCAAAACUACUUUUCUGAAUUUUCACAAAAUCAUUACACGUACACUCCAGCAAUUAUUUUAGAGGGAGUUGGUAAUAUUGCCACACACAAUUUUAUCGAGAACAGUCCAUGUCAAGCAAUAACAUUCAGUGGCAAUGAGCAUGAGAUAAGUUAUAAUAAAAUCCAAAACGUUUGUUUCUUUAUGAAUGAUGCUGGUGCAAUAUACUCAGGAAGGCGAUGGGAUUGGCGUGGGAAUGUUAUUAAAUACAAUUACAUAUCAAAUGUUAUUGGAUGGGAUAACAGUUCGUGUGUCCAAGGUAUUUACCUCGACGAUAUGUUAUCUGGAGAAACUGUAUUUGGUAACGUCAUGAAAACAAUACGAGGUAUUGGUGUCCAACAUGGAGGAGGAAGAGAUAAUAACAUAACUAAUAACAUUAUGUACGACUGCGAUUUUGCUUAUAGUGGAGACUCUCGUGGGUCGACUUGGAUGUACUCUACUUUACCAUAUGCAGAAGGAAAUUUGCUUGAAAGAUGUAAUUUGGAGGGUGUUAAUAGACUUGAAGAGCCUUGGAAAAGUAAGUACCCUGAGCUGUAUGAAAUACCAAAUAGUAACGACCAAAUUGUGAACGAAAAACACUGGCUUUACCCUGAAAAUUGUGUUGUUGAUUGCAAUGUUCCUUAUCAAUCAAAAAAGUGGGAUUAUUAUGUGGAUGCUUCAGUUACAUCAAAUUACAAAGUUUAUAACAAAAAUAAAUACAAUUCAAGUGUCGAUCCGUUGUUUGUUGAUGCCGACAACGGAGAUUUGAGAUUGAAAGAUGACUCACCUGUUCUGAAUAUGGAGUGUUGGAAGCAAAUUCCAUUUGAAGAAAUUGGAAUACAAAUAAUACCAAAAAGUGCAACAAAAAUUAUCCAAAUUAUUGAAAUCUUUUUAUUGGCACUUUUGGUAAUUUAA